CUGCCGCUGCCUCCUCCAUCCGGCACAGCCGCAGUCAGUCGCGCACUCAAGCCGACGACAGGACUCGUCUCCCGGGCUUCAGGGGGGAAAAGUAGCCUUUCGAGUCCGACCGACGUGUGGAAGGAAAACGAUAAAACAAAACCAGGACAAUGUUUGACUCGACAACUUAGCCCCCCACCACUUUUUUCUUUAUUUUUAUUUUUGGCGUUACGAGAAAGAUUUGCGGGGGGGGGACACGUGGAACGUUUUUAAAAGCAAACAAGAAGCUGCUCCAGAGGGCACCGCGGAAACCCUUUGCCGGCGGACCCGCCAGCGUCCGGGAUGAGUGCCAAAGCCGCCAUCAACAAGGAGGUCUUCGUACCCCACGACGAGAAGAUGCUGGCAGCCGUGCAGGUGAAGCGGAAGACCAAGAAGAAGAUUCCUUUCCUGGCGACUGGCGGUCAGGGGGACUACCUGACAUUCAUCUGCCUCGCAGUGACAAAUAAGAAGCCCGCCCACGUCACCAUCACCAAAGUGAAGCAGUUCCAAGGGUCGUCCGGCUUCGUCAAACGCUCGCAGUGGACAAUCGACCAACUGCGGCAGGUCAACGGCGUCGACGGUAACAAAGAUUCCCCGGAGUUCGACCUCACGUUCGAUAACGCCUUUGACCAGUGGGUCGCCGGUUCCGCGGGAGAGAAGUGCACCUUUGUCCAGAUUCUUCACCACACCUGCCAGCGCUACAUCCCCACGCGAAAACCGGAAUUUGUCAACUGUCAGUCCAAACUGCUGGGAGGCAACAGCAUACUCCACUCGGCCGCGGACAGCGUGACGAGCGCCGUGCAGAAGGCCAGCCAGGCUCUGAACGAGCGAGGCGAGCGGCUGGGCCGGGCCGAGGAGAGGACCGCCGACAUGAUGAACAGCGCCGAGCAGUUUGCCGUCACGGCGCACAAGCUUGCCAUGAAGCACAAGUGUUAAAACCGCCACUGCCAAAACCAACUCGUCUUUGAAAGGGCGCCGGAGGGAGGGAGGGGGGGGGGGUCAUCACCAAUCGCCACUCACUCUCCAGGACCCCCGGAUUUGCGUUGCUUUCGGAAAAAAAAAAGACUUUACCAUAUUUAAGUUUCGGGUAUGGAAGAAGACAAAGAAGUGUUGACUGGAAGUCCGUUGCCACGCUUCUGCUCGCAACCUCAAGCCGUGACUCGAAGACUUGGACCAAUUUCUUUUUUUUUUUUCUGUGACAGUUUUACUUAUUUAUGAGGGCUCGGGUGGGUGGUAGCCACACACACACACACACACACUGACAUUUUAAAGCCAAUCCCAUUUCCACAUUAAUAAUUAGACGACGCCCUUGGGGGGGAGAACCUAAAUGAAUAAUCACAUCCGCGCAACAAACGGAGAACAUCUGCUCGCUGCAGCUUUUGCGAUCGAUAAAUCCGCCGGCGUCCGGUCCGAGACUCUCUUUCAGGACCGUUUGCGACCUGGCGCACUUUGAAGUCCGACUAUUGUUGUUGUUUAAACAUUCCGCAAUAUAGAAAAGUAUUUAAUAUAUAUAUAUAUAUAUAUCACAUUUUACAUUUAAAAUUUACCCUCGCAAAUAUCUGUAAUCAUUUUUUCCUGUCAACACUGCCAACGUCAUUGAACCUGGUAGCUUUAAAUAAUAUUCAGGUUUUUGUGUCGUUAAAAAGUCUACAAGUAAUUUACCGGUUCCAGUGCGAAUAUGUUGCCGACGCACAUUCUCAUUUUAACGCGAACUGCCAAAGCAAUAUAAAAGCCGAAACCACUAAUAUCGUGUAAAAUGUGAAACUCGUGAAUUGACGAGCAAGCAGCUAGCGCGACAUGUUUACAGUCUGGAAUUGAUCUCAGUGCUCCAAACAGACGUCUGCAAAAUAUCAAAAAUUUCUUUUAACAAAAAAAAAAAAAAAAAUGUCAAGCCAGUAAUAGUUAAUUUGACUGUAAUCCACUCGCUAAUGUAAUGUAAAAUGUUAUAACAUAAACUCUUACUUCUGAUCAUAAAAGAUUGCUGCCUGGCAAGCGGUUAGCACACAAAGCUAAUGUAGCGGUCUCCUGAGUCGGAAGUACGCUAUUAAUGAUGUCCAAAAUUUGGAGUUCCACUGUAAAUUUACAUGUAUAAUAUCUCACAAAUCAGACUGAAAAUAUUUAUUCCCCAUUUUUGUUUCUUGUGAGCUCGUCCCGCACUUGAUGAAGAAUGUAUUAUUUUGCGUAUCGGAGGAUUUUUGUGUUAGCGGGGGAGGCUUGAUGAGUCGUUGGGAUCCGCUUCGCUUCCGCCGUGGUCUUCUCUGGUCCGUGUUGUACAGCUGGUGCCGGUUUCACUUCAGAUUGCUACGUUCCAAUUCUAACAUGGCUGGCGCUUCUGUAACAGUGGUCGCGAAGCUUUCUUUACAUUAAAAAAAAAAAAAAAAAAAACAAUAAUAGAUAAAAGGUAAAAUAUUUUACUGACUUCGGAUGUAUUUUGUAAUUGAAAUUUUAAGGCACUCAGCAAAAAUGGUCAGUGCUUUCACUUCCUCAGUCUAACGUAAAACAUUGGAUGUUUAUUGUUUUGAAUAAUAAAGUGUGACUAUUA
Molecule: messenger RNA, 2560 nt
Organism: Syngnathoides biaculeatus (alligator pipefish)
Lineage: Eukaryota; Metazoa; Chordata; Actinopteri; Syngnathiformes; Syngnathidae
Gene: stxbp6
Product: syntaxin binding protein 6 (amisyn)
Exons: 6
Coding region: 322-954 (210 amino acids)
Biological process (GO): Golgi to plasma membrane transport; exocytosis; regulation of SNARE complex assembly
Cellular component (GO): plasma membrane; exocyst
Molecular function (GO): phosphatidylinositol-4,5-bisphosphate binding
Source: RefSeq, a predicted model, not a curated record